Messenger RNA from Vombatus ursinus (common wombat), 8415 nucleotides. It is a transcript of the gene NEBL, whose product is annotated as nebulette. Gene Ontology annotation, cellular component: Z disc. Gene Ontology annotation, molecular function: actin filament binding. The coding region runs from base 11 to 2830 and encodes 939 amino acids. The record is from RefSeq and is a predicted model, not a curated record. NCBI's taxonomy places the organism in Eukaryota, Metazoa, Chordata, Mammalia, Diprotodontia, Vombatidae. Gene Ontology annotation, biological process: cardiac muscle thin filament assembly. The transcript has 27 exons.
UUCAAAACAUAUGGAAACAGCAAACAUGAGAGUGCCCAUCUUUGAGGAUUGCAAAGAUGAAAGUGAAGGAGAGAAAUCUGGGGAAGAAGAUACAGAAGAUGAAGAAGAAAAGGUGUUCCUUAAACCAGUCAUUGAAGACCUAAACAUGGAAUUGGCUAGAAAAUGUACCGAGCUAAUUAGCGAUAUCCAUUAUAGAGGAGAGUAUAAAAAAUCAAAAGACAAAUGUACAUUUGUACCUGACACACCUCUACUAAACCAUGUAAAACGUAUAGGUGCUUUUAUUUCUGAGGCAAAGUACAAAGGCACCAUCAAGGCAGACCUUUCCAAUUCGCUGUAUAAGCAGAUGCCAGCCACGAUUGACAGUGUAUUUGCAAGAGAAGUUUCACAGCUUCAGAGUAAGGUUCUCUACAAACAGAAACAUGAUGCUACAAAAGGAAUAUCAGACUAUUCACAUAUGAAGGAACCACCUGAUGUAAUGCAUGCCAUGGAAACCAGUAAACAUCAAAGUAAUGUUUCUUAUAGGAAGGAUGCAGAGGAUAAUCAUAAAUACAAUGCGGGGAUUGACAGACCAGACAUCAAGAUGGCAACCCAAGUCUCCAAGAUCAUUAGCAAUGCUGAAUACAAAAAAGGAAAAGGAGAAAUGAAUAAAGAACCAACUGUGAUGGGAAGGCCAGAUUUUGAACAUGCAAUGGAAGCUUCUAAACUUUCUAGUCAAGUUAAAUACAGAGAAAAAUUUGAUAACGAAAUGAAGGAUAAGAAACACCAGUAUAAUCCUCUUGAAAGUGCUUCUUUUAGGCAAAGUCAGUUUGCAGCUACCCUUGCAAGUGAUGUGCAGUACAAGAAAGAUGCUCAGAUGAUCCAUGAUCCAGUUUCCUAUCUCCCAAGCCUAUUUUUAGACCAUGCUUUGAAAACCAGCAAAAUGCUCAGUGAUCAUGAAUAUAAGAAGGUAUUUGAAGAAAGCAAAGGAAGUUAUCAUUUUGAAAUGGACACAGCUGAACACCUUCAUCAUAAAUGCAACACAGCGCUCCAGAGUCAGGUUAAGUACAAAGAAGAAUAUGAAAAAGCUAAAGGCAAAUCGAUGCUUGAAUUUGUGGAUACUCCAUCUUAUCAGACUUCCAAGGAGGCUCAAAAAAUGCAAAGUGAGAAAAUUUACCGAAAGGAUUUUGAAAAAGCAAUCAAAGGAAGGCCAUCGCUGGAUUUAGACAAGACUCCAGAAUUUUUGCAUGUAAAAUAUGUCACAAAUCUUCUUAAAGAGAAAGAAUAUAGAAAGGAUCUGGAAAAUGAAAUAAAGGGGAAAGGAAUGGAACUUAGUUCAGAGAUCCCUGACAUUCAGAGAGCAAAAAGAGCAUCUGAAAUGGCAAGUGAGAAGGAAUACAAGAAAGAUCUGGAAACUGAAAUUAAAGGGAGAGGAACACAAAUUGGCACAGAUGCCCUUGACAUACAGCGAGCCAAAAAAGCUUCUGAAAUCUCAAGCCAGAAAGAAUACAAAAGAGAUCUGGAGACAGAAAUUAAAGGCAAAGGGAUGCAAGUGGGCACUGAUACUCUUGACAUCCAGCGCGCUAAGAAAGCAUCUGAAAUGGCAAGCCAGAAAGAAUACAAGAGAGAUCUGGAAAACGAAAUUAAAGGGAAAGGAAUGCAAGUGAGCAUGGAUAUCCCUGAUAUGCUGCGAGCCAAGAGAGCGUCUGAAAUCUACAGCCAGAAAAAAUACAAAGAUCAAGCAGAGAAAAUGCUGACUAACUAUUCAACAGUGGCAGAUACUCCUGAAAUACAGAGAAUCAAGACAGCCCAGAAAAACAUCAGCACGGUGUUUUAUAAGAAAGGAGUGGGAGCUGGCACAGCUGUAAAAGAGACCCCAGAGAUGGAACGAGUCAAGAAAAAUCAGCAGAAUAUUAGUUCAGUGAAAUAUAAAGAAGAAAUAAAGCAGGCAACGACUAUCUCAGACCUUCCAGAGCUAAAGAGAGUUAAAGAAAACCAGAAGAACAUCAGCAAUUUUCAGUAUAGAGAGCAGAACUACAAAGCUACCCCUGUUUGCAUGACUCCAGAGAUCGAGAGAGUGAAGAGGAACCAGGAGCAUCUCAGCAUGGUGAAAUACCGAGGAGAAACCAAAUGUGCCACAUCCAUUUCUGACCCGCCAGAGCUGAAGAGGGUUAAAGAAAACCAGAGGAACAUCAGCAAUGUCCAUUAUAAGGGACAGCUGGGCAGAGCAACUGCCGUAAGUGUCACUCCAGAGAUGGAAAGAGUCAAGAGGAAUCAAGAAAAUAUUAGCUCGGUAAAGUACACCCAGGAUCAGAAACAGAUGAAAGGUAGACCAAGUUUGAUUUUAGAUACCCCUGGACUGAGGCAUGUUAAAGAAACUCAAAACAAUAUUUCCAUGGUAAAAUAUCAUGAGGACUUUGAGAAGACAAAGGGUAGAGGCUUUACUCCAGUUGUGGAUGACCCAGUGAUGGAGAGGGUGAGGAAGAAUACCCAGGUUGUCAGUGAUGCAGCUUACAAAGGUAUACAUCCUCAGAUUGUGGAAAUGGAUCGACGGCCUGGAAUCAUUGUGGCCCCUGUACUUCCUGGGGCCUAUCAACAAAGCCAAUCCCAAGGCUAUGGGUAUAUGCAUCAGACCAGUGUGUCAUCCAUGAGAUCAAUGCAACACUCUCCAAGUCUGAGGACCUACCGAGCAAUGUACGAUUACAGUGCUCAAGAUGAAGAUGAAGUUUCCUUCAGGGAUGGUGACUAUAUUGUCAACGUGCAACCCAUCGAUGAUGGAUGGAUGUAUGGCACUGUGCAGAGAACUGGGAAAACUGGAAUGCUUCCAGCCAAUUACAUUGAGUUUGUUAACUAAUUCUUUCUCCUCCUUCCCCUUUGAGCUUUAUUCUAAUAUAUUCCAAAACCUAACCUUUUUAAUAAGAUGGAAGAUACUUUUAAGACCACUUAUUAGCUAUUUUAUCACUGAGAUAAGUCAGUCCUUAAAUUGAAAAAUAGACACACAGGUCCCAGGAAGAAAGAAUGGGCUCUCAGCCAGAAGUAGCAGUAGAUCUAUUCUAGUAGAUCAUUCCAAAAACCAACCAACUCAGUUAGACUGUGACUGGAUAUCUAGUGCUGGUAGCUGUGUUAAUGUUUUCUUCUGAUUGACUCCUAAUCCCUUGUGUAAAAUGUACUUUUCUGGUAUUGAAAAGAGGCCUUGCUUCUCCCUCCAGAUCUGAUAAGUGAAGGAAGACCUUUUAGCUGUCACUCUGGAAUCAUGAGAGAUCCAGUCCAUUAGUAUAAUAAAAGCACAUCCAGUAAUCUCCAAGCUGUUUAAAUUUAGACUCAUUAGGCAGGUACCAAAUUCAGGUGUAAUCAUCUAGUUGGAAAUUGUUAAGGACUGGUAGAGAAUAGGCGGGUUAAAAUCACAUUGUCUUAUCCAGUAGCCAUAGUGGUAAAGAAAGUUUUGCUCACACAAUAAAAAGAUUCCCAGAUUCCUCGGCACAAUGGCAUCUGUGCUCUCCAUAUGCGUUCCCAGGUGUGCCCCUUUCCGCCACUUACAUUUGAUAGGGCCAACUGGUUAAGACUCCCUUUCUGCUUUCUAUUAUUUAUCCCCUAAAUCUAAUUCAGGGAAAAAGAAAUGUAAUAUUUGCUUGGCCUCAAAAAAAUGUCAGGGCCAAAUAACUCCAUAGCUACUCUGCAAAGGCCUAAAUUCAAAUGCUGCCUAUUUUCCUUUCCCAAUCUCCUUUACCCUGAUUACCGCAGGCAGGCUUAAGCUUAUGUACCAUAUGCAGCAUUACUGCACAGCCCAUAACCAUGCUGAUUAUUCCUGUCAUAACAGCCAAAUGCAUAGCUGAUUUAAAAAAAAUUCUUCCUAUUUGCCAGCUCAUGAGAAAAAAAAAUACAUUUUAAAAAGUUGCUUGAGAUUCUUCUGCUGUGCUACAUUCUAAUUUUGAAAGAGUUACAACCUUAGGAAAUAGACUUAUAUUCUAGUAAAUAAAUAAUUUAGGUAUUCCUUGAACAGCUUUCACUGACAAUGCUUCUAUAUUAAGGGGGAAAAAGACUAACAGGAUCUGGUGAAAAGUUGAAUUUGAAUGAAAAGUAUUGAAAAUUGCAAAAAAAAAAGUUAAUGGAAAGACAGAGAUUCUGUUUAGGGUAUAAUGAAUGGGUGUUUCUCAUUUGACUUCUGGCAUGGGAAUUCAGCAACCUAAACUGGUUAGAAAAGGAUUCUCUUUCUACUUUGUGUUAUGUCUCCUCUAGACCUAAUUUGGGCAGGGGGUGGCAGGAUGGGAGUAGAAAUAGGAAAUUCUUUAGUGAUUUUCAGCAUAGACACAAUGAGUUGCUCAUUAGUUGAGGAGUGAUCACAAAGGCUGAUUUUUCCCACAGAAAAUGAGUAGAAAUUCCCAUCAAAUUAGUACCACUCUACAGUGUCAUGAAGCCAAAAGCUGAAUAGAGGAACCAAGGUGUGGAUACACCUGUAUUUUAUUUUGUUCUGAUUUUGCAGUUUAUUGUCACCUUCAGUGAGAUUAUACGCAAAGAACAUCUGGAUUUUUUGUACCAAUGCUAAGCUUUGCUUAAUGCUUUAUUUUUUAAACUCUCCAAAUAUUUAGUAAAAUGUACAGUAUUUAGAGGGGAUAUCUGUAGCACAGAGUGUAUUGGAAAUUUUAAAGUAACAGUAAGCCUGAAAAAAUGUCUUGUUAACUGCAAAUCUUAUGGGGCUAUAGUUAAAUGUCUGUUGAGAUUUUAGACCUUUGAAAAUCUGUAUUGUCUCACUUAGGGGAGAUGGUGGAAUUAAGAAAACCAAUAAGCUGUAUUCCAAUCUAAUCAUGUCUACUUGGCAUCAAUAAGACUUGAAAAGUGAACAUUUCAGUCAAUCAGGCUUAUUUUGGAUGGGGUUUGGAGUGGUAAUAACAUCAUCUAAUAAUGAAUUUGACUGUUUUCAUUUGUCAUUGACUUGGAAAGUUAUUUAGCUGAAUUGACACAAUCAACCAGCUGUUUUGGGGGGUUAUUCAGGCACAGACUAAGGGAAACCUAAAUAUGUAAUUGAAUUGAAGAUUGUGCUUUGACAAAAACCCAAUCUAAAGGCAAUAAGCCUUUUUGCUCCCAUUUGAUUGUUAAGUAAAUAUGUAAAUUCCAAGGCACAACAUAGACCAUUUUCUGUGAUAAAAACAAAAUAGGAAAGGAAGAAAGCAUUUGGUAACUGCAAUUUCAAACAAAGCAGAGAAUGGCUAUAAUUUUUACAAACCCAUAUGUGGUAUGCUCAAGGAAAACUGACUUUAAGUGAUCAUUAGAAUCAGGGCUACAAAGUGACUACAGACUUGGUAUUUUAUAUUUAUUCUGUGGUUUCAAAACUCCAAUUUAGAAAAUGUAAACACCUACAUGAGUGCACAUGGAUCCACAUAGAUGCAGUCUUCUAUUUCUGAGCUUCACAUAAGAUCUGGAUAUCAAUCAAGAUAAUUAUUCAUGUAAUACCAACCAGCAGUAAUUAAGGGGCAAGCGUCAGCAUUGAACUAAUUGGCAGUGUUGUAGAUGUGGUAAAGCAAGAUACUGUGUACUCUGAAGAUCAUAAUUCAUUAUUGUUGUUCGUGUUUACAAAAUCUUGUACUGACGCUAAGUAUCUCUGAAGCAAGAAAAACAGUAGAAACACAGAAAUCUUAUACCAAAGUACUCUUUCUAUAGCGUCACAGUGUACAAUGUACUUUCUUUAUUUUAAGGUACAUUCCUGGUGUUCCUAUUUGCUUUUUUAUUAACGAUCCACUUGACACCACCACCCUUCCCCCAUCCUAAUCCAGCUUGGUGACAUCUCUCAUAUAAAACAUUGACAGCAAAAGAGCAAAGUUAAGAAUAAAUCAUCUAUUUUAUCGAGUCAAAGAAGACUGCACCAUACCAAAAAAAAAAAAAAAAAUAGAAAGAGUGAAUGUCCCUACCUUUCUAAUCAAGGGACAUUUACAAGAGUGAUAAAAGCAGCUUGACCAGUUUGAUAUGUUUUUAAAGGUUCCCAGGAACAACAACAACAAAAAUUCAAAACUGUGUGUGAAUCGUUUUUUCUCUUGAGAAUGACGUGAACAAGGACAUAUUUCUUCUGUUGUAAGUGAGGUUUUGUAGUACACGUUUUUACUAAUUCUUAUCUAGGAAAGCUUUCUAUUUUUAACCUGUGGCAAAAUGAAUUCUCCUUUGUCAUGUUGUUAUCAUCAACUCUAAUUAGCAGCAUAAUACAGUUUGCAAUGUUGGGAUUCAUAUCUCACAUCUCACUGAGCUCAGCAGAACAUACAAAAGUAUGGAAGCACAAUUCUCAGAACCACCUGUGUAGACCUGCCAAUGUAGCAGGGCAUUACUCAACCUGUGUUUUUGCUUCUCUCAUCAAUUAAGUGAAGUGAUAAGCUUAAAAAAAAGUAUGUUAUUUUGCCUGCUUUUUUUAUUUAUUUUUUUUUUGUAAACCGCAGAUUGACCUGUCUUUGUUGUGCUUCAGGGCAUUUCAAAGACUGGAGAGAAGUCCCUUCUCAAAGAGGCAGUGUGACUAAAGUUACCCCUCUAUUUCAGAUUCAUUCACCUCCACUGGAAUGUUUUAAAGGCAAAAAUAAUAAAAUGUGUGUUACCUUUUAAAAGCACACAUGUGUAAAUAUGGAGAGAGUGAAUAAGAUUUCAUUAUAGAUUUAAUAAAAUGGGUGCCUUGUUGAUUAUCCCCCAUUUGUCCACAUGGCAUUAGAAAGAAAACCAAGCAAGUUUCUGUUGCCAAUUCUAUAGAAAUGCUCAUAUCAUGUGUGAUUUGUAUUUUAAGAAAUGGGAAAGUCUGGAGAAAGAAGAGCUCUCUCUGUCAUCCAGCCAUGUUGGGAUUAAUAACUAAUUGUAUUUCACUUUCCGAAGAUUCGAACUCAAAAAUGGAAGGGCAUUUUUAAACUUUUCCAUCUCUUCCUUGAGAGCUCCUUGGGGACUUAAAAUGCCUAUAGUUCUUUAACACAAGGGUUAAUUUUAGGUUUGGGGAUUUUUAGUAUCUCCUAGACAAAAGAAUUAUGAGGCAUAAGCAUUUGGCAGAAUUAACUUCAUGAGAAGAAAAUUGUUUCAUGAUUUCGUAACUCCUUCAGCUCUUUGCCUCUAAGAAUCUAAAACCUGUGUAGAUAGGUAGGCCUAUAAAAGUUGCUAGAUUAUGGCUGUCCUGAGUAACAUGAAAUAUGGAAACCAAAAACUUUAGUUAAGUACUGUCUUAGUAGUAAAACAUAUACAUUAGAUUAAAAAUGCUAACUGAAAGUAGCUCUUUGAAGUACUAUAUGCCCUUCAGGGCUCUUUGCAGGCGAUUGCUAACUACUGCUGAUGUAAAAAGCUAAGACUUUAGAUAAGCUGUAGCAAUUAUUCCAAGAUGCUUUAGACUACAGGACCCCCAUACCACAAGUCUGGAAGAAGCCUCAGGACCAUCUGUUCCCCCUCAAACUCUGCGAUUCACUACAAUAUAUUUGUGAGGAUAUCUUAUGCUUUUUGUGUCUGAUAUACAAUAUAAAGUUUACUACUAGAUUUAAGUUGUAAUCCAUUUGCUGUUGAGAAUAAAUUGUAUUGGAAGAUGAAAGGAUAAUGCAUGACAAUCAUGUGCUUGGGUAUUGCACCGGACAGGUUGCUGGACCAUCAGAAAAUAGCACUGAAUGUACUGUUGACAUGAUGUGGAAACUAUAAUCUGUUGGUUUUUGCCAUGUGAUAUUAAAAAAAAAAUAGCAAAAAGGAACCACUGGGCAGUUUGGCUUAUAUUUGCUUUAAAGUAUGUAGAAUUUGAGUUUGUUAUCCUGCUUUUUUUUUUUCUUUCGCAAAACUGUAUUUGCUUAAAAGGCAUGCAGUUAAGAAGGAAACAAUGUUUUUUGAAUGGAGGGACUUACAGAAUGAAGUCAUGUGUUGACAUAAUUUGGUUUUUGUUAUGCAGAUUGUUAACACCAGCUAUUAAAAUAUAUUUUAGUAGAAAUGCUUUAAUUCACGUUCUUUUCCCUUUACACUGUGAAUCUUGAAGCCUUGGUGGACUACAGCAACAUCAUGCUAACCCAAAUACUAACCUAUGCAAACUAGAUCACGUUUCAUUUGAUGUCACAGUGAAUGUAACAUGAUAGUUUUUUUUUUUUCCCUGCCUAACAUGCAAUGGCAUUAAAAACAAACGGUUGAGUCUCACAUCAUGUAUGUCCAUCGUGGUCACUGAACGCACUCUUCAAUGCAACUGUCGUCAUUAGGAUCAGUUUAGGAGCAAAGCACCAGUUCGUUUGGAUUGGUCGAUGGAUUGUUAAAAUGAGAAUGCCCGAUGAUGUACGCCUGCUGUAGCUCCAGCUUGCUUCCUUUGAGUGUUUUCUUUAAGUAGAACUGUGUGUAAAAAUGCCCUCACUUCUGGGUAUGGAUAUUCUUUUCUUCAUUCUGUAUUUGUGAAACUUUAUAAAAGCAUUAAUUUUCCAUCCCUAAACACUUGGUUUGCUUAAAUAAAUGCAGGUAAUGAUGAAA